GUUGAAUGAGACCCAGGGCAGAGAGGCGGUGUAUCAUCUACCGUCCCGUGUGGCUGAGGACGGAGGAAACCGGAGGAAGUUGGGGUACAGAGGAGAGCGGAGUUCUCUGCUCGGCUCGGUCCGGCCGGCCGAUAGUUCCCAGUUGUGGUGGCAGACCGGAUGGUUUAGUAGCACGGACCAGGAUUUGCUGGUGGGUGAAUCCGUGCCGGGGAAUAGGUGUGAGUUACCUACACAGGGUGACACCAUGAACACAAGUCCAGGCACUGUGGGCAGCGACCCUGUCAUCCUGGCCACUGCUGGUUACGAUCACACUGUUCGCUUCUGGCAGGCACACAGUGGGAUCUGCACCCGGACCGUACAGCAUCAGGACUCCCAGGUGAAUGCUUUGGAAAUCACUCCGGACCGCAGUAUGAUUGCAGCAGCAGGAUACCAGCACAUCCGAAUGUAUGACUUGAAUUCCAACAACCCAAACCCAGUUGUCAGCUAUGAUGGGGUCAGCAAAAACAUCACCUCAGUUGGGUUCCACGAGGAUGGACGUUGGAUGUAUACUGGUGGUGAGGACUGCAUGGCUCGAAUCUGGGACCUCAGGUCACGCAACCUGCAGUGCCAGAGAAUCUUCCAGGUCAAUGCUCCAAUAAACUGUGUCUGCUUGCAUCCCAAUCAGGCAGAGCUAAUUGUUGGUGAUCAGAGUGGAGCCAUUCACAUCUGGGACCUGAAAACUGACCACAAUGAGCAGCUGAUCCCUGAGCCAGAUGUAUCAGUUAAUGCUGUUCACAUUGAUCCGGAUGCAAGCUACAUGGCAGCAGUAAACAGUUCGGGUAAUUGCUAUGUAUGGAACCUGACAGGGGGCAUUGGUGAUGAUGUUACUCAACUCAUUCCUAAGACCAAAAUUCCGGCUCACAAACGCUAUGCUCUUCGCUGUAAGUUCAGCCCCGAUUCCACACUUCUUGCCACGUGCUCAGCUGACCAGACCUGCAAAAUAUGGAGGACAUCCAACUUCUCCCUAAUGACUGAGCUUAGCAUCAAGAGCAAUAACCCUGGAGAGACAUCACGUGGCUGGAUGUGGGACUGUGCAUUUUCAGGGGACUCACAAUAUAUUGUCACAGCUUCUUCAGAUAACCUUGCCCGGUUGUGGUGUGUGGAGACUGGUGAAAUUAAACGGGAGUACAGUGGACAUCAGAAAGCAGUUGUUUGCUUGGCCUUCAAUGACAGUGUCCUGGGAUGAAUAUCUCCAAAGGAUGCGUGCCUACCUUUCCUUCUCCGUGUCCUUUUCCACUCCAAGCACAUUGAAAUGGAUUCCUAUCCAUUUGCUGUAAUGAGUCACUAUGAUCCGAGUUGCUGUGGGCUGGAACCUUUCUGCAUAUUCUAAUAGCAGACCUGAUUUUGCCACUUGAACUGCAAGACAGUAACUUACACUGCAGUUAGUAAGCCUCAGCUCUGACACCAGGAUUUCAGAGUUUCAGAAUGUUGGUGAGUGAAAUGUUUCUGCUGUUCACUUGAACUAUAUUAAAGUAACCAGCAGCUCUCCUAAAUCAGGACAUUCUGAAGAGGACUGUAAGCUUUGUAGCAUUUAAGGAAAUUAUUUAUGUAAAAAGGUCCAUUACAGUUAGUGAAAACGGUAGUUUUGAAGAAUGAGUUCAGGAUACCUGAUGCAAUAUAAUUAACACAUAGUAAUAUUGCAUCAGAUAUCCUGAAUUUGUGUAGUAGUGUUAAAAACUAAGGAUAUUUUGUGCAGCAUGAAGACACGUAAAGCUGUUAUGCAACAUUCAUACAAAUUAAGAAUAUUGUUAAAGUUAUUCUGUCCAGUAUCAUCAUAUGCUGCUUGUUCCCUUGGUAAUUCAGUCGAAAAGAAUGGCAAUAGCAAAAGGUCUCCUACGUAAACGAGAGAAAAUCUGCAGAUGCUGGAAAUCCAAGCAACACACACAAAACAUGCUGGAGGAACUCAGCAGGCUAGGCAGCAACAAUUUAAAUAUUCAAGCCAAAGAAGGCUAGUCAUUUUUGCUGCCUGGCCUGCUGAGUUCCUCCAGUAUGUUUUGUGUGUUGUUUGGGUCUGCUACAUAAGCUGUUCAUUCAAGAAAUAUGAUGAAAAUAGUUUUUCCUCUAUGGGCACCUGGAGGCAAAUGUUUAACACCUAGUGCUAUAAAACAGUGCAAUUGGGUGAUGUUGAAUAGUUAAUCUGAUGCUGUGUGUAAUCAUUAAAACUUGAGAGAAAUAACAUAUCUGCAUUUGAUUGGUCACUGCUUUCCUAUUUAAUGUGUUUCAAGGUUAAUACCUAUUACAAGAUUCUACUGCUCUGUAAUUGAAUCUGAACCAAAUUCUCUCAGCCUCUGUUGGUGCUUUAUGGUUUAUAUGUAUUAAUGGAUGUAUGCAAUGUGAGGGUAUUUGGAAAGGCCCGUCUAAAUUUUGAGUACCUCAGCAAUGUUUAUAGUGAAGUUUGUCCCAACAAAUGCUCGCUGAGGAUUUC
Molecule: messenger RNA, 2464 nt
Organism: Hypanus sabinus (Atlantic stingray)
Lineage: Eukaryota; Metazoa; Chordata; Chondrichthyes; Myliobatiformes; Dasyatidae
Gene: mlst8
Product: MTOR associated protein, LST8 homolog (S. cerevisiae)
Exons: 9
Coding region: 245-1225 (326 amino acids)
Biological process (GO): TOR signaling; regulation of actin cytoskeleton organization
Cellular component (GO): TORC2 complex; TORC1 complex
Molecular function (GO): protein binding
Source: RefSeq, a predicted model, not a curated record